Messenger RNA from Williopsis jadinii, 2290 nucleotides. It is a transcript of the gene APN2, whose product is annotated as DNA-(apurinic or apyrimidinic site) lyase APN2. Gene Ontology annotation, molecular function: DNA-(apurinic or apyrimidinic site) endonuclease activity; zinc ion binding; phosphoric diester hydrolase activity. Gene Ontology annotation, cellular component: nucleus. The transcript has a single exon. Lineage: Eukaryota; Fungi; Ascomycota; Saccharomycetes; Phaffomycetales; Wickerhamomycetaceae. Gene Ontology annotation, biological process: base-excision repair. The record is from RefSeq and is a predicted model, not a curated record. Bases 460 to 2031 code for a protein of 523 amino acids.
UUCAUUAAUAGGUGAAGUUAAUGGAACAAACCAUCUCUUGAGGCGUGACCCAUAGGAUGUGGAAAGCAAGCCAAUGAGAGAACGUCAUAGUGGCGAGUCACCAUCUGUGACGUUGCUUCUACUGGCUAUGACUCAAUAUCAACGCUUAAACAGUGAAAUUCACCUUCCACAAGCUCCAACAUUGGCGCUCAGAGACACUUGCGGGCAUAUAAUCGAAUCACAUCAUACGUAUUGGACAGGUGCUAAUCACAACUGACCGACUCAACUACACUAAUACACCAAAGUGGUAUAUGGGGUCCCUCAACAUUGGCCACCACUCCAUAGUAAACAAGGUGACCCCAGUAACCAAUUCAUUGUGUCGCCAACCAAUACAAACAGCUGACUGAGGUAUAGGGCCGAUCCCAACGGCUUCAUAUUCUCUGUUUACAUUAAUACUGGGAUACCUUUCAGCUGGAGAUAAUGGACCAGAUACCACCAUCACAAGGUGUUAGGUUUGUUACGUUUAACAUCAACGGGUUUCGGACAUUAUUCCACUACCAUCCAUGGACCAAGCUCAGGACACUGGGCGCGAUGUUCAGCUCGAUGCAGGCUGAUAUCAUCACUUUACAAGAGCUGAAGGUGGCUCCGAUGGACGUGGAUAACCGUUUGGGAAAGGUGCCAGGCUAUAACUGCUUUAUAACGGUACCGUUACAGAAGAAAGGCUACUCAGGGGUUGGUGUUUACGUUCGUUGUCCCCUAGAGGACGACCCACCACCUGUGAAGCUGGCGUUGACCGUGGUGAGAGCUGAAGAGGGAAUAACUGGGUCUCUGCUGUCGAAGGACACUAAGCAGAGGUACUCAGAGUUGCCAGCUUCCAUUGGUGGAUAUGUCAAUUUGGACGAUGACAUUGCAUCGAGGAUAGACAGCGAGGGAAGAUGUCUGAUAUUGGAAAUGGCAAAUAACACGGUUAUCAUUAGUGUCUAUUGCCCUGCUAAUUCUAUGGGCACAGAGGAAGGUGAGCAGUUCAGGGUUCAGUUCAUCGAGUGUCUAUUCCAAAGAGUGAGAAAUUUAGUUUCAAUGGGUAAGAACGUCGUACUGAUGGGUGAUAUAAACAUCUCAAAGGAUUUGAUAGAUAGUGCUGUUGCAAUUAGAGAUAUGACACAAGCCGGACUGGUAAGAAUCGCUGCAAAACAUGAGGACUUUGAAGAGGUUAAUAGAGAUGCGUGCCUGAAGUUUACCUCGUCAACUGUUCCAAGGUUGUUGUUGAAUGAGUUAUUGAUGGACUCGAUGUCAUCCGGUACAUUCCCAGAUCAGUCCAAUGGUGUACUAAUCGAUACCGUCCGUCGUGUACAAGGACGUAAAAAGGGAUUAUACACUGUUUGGAACACGUUAACUAAUUCAAGACCCGGUAACUUUGGAUCUAGAAUUGACUAUAUCCUUGUCAAUGAAAAAUUGGCAAUGCAAACAAAGAAUGCUGGGAUUUGGCCCUUUUUAAUGGGGUCAGAUCACUGUCCAGUGUUUACAGACUUUAACGUCGAGACUGUUGAUUCUGAGUUCAUUGGGUUAGAGGGGUUGAAAUUACCAAGGCUAGAGGCGAGAUUUGCUUUCAAUCUAUCAAGGGGGGAUAUUGGAAAGUUCUUUACAAAGAAAGAAACACCAUCACCGAGUUCUACACAUUCUUCGCAGAUAUUAACAAAGUCCAAAGUUGUGAAACCCGCAAACAUGAGCAAGAGCAAGGGCAUCAACAGGAAUCGCUCUAAUAUCAUGAGUUUUUUCAAACCAGUGAGCCAUGAUUCAGACUUGUGUAGCGUCGUAUCUGCUGUUCCAGAAUCCAAUGGUGAGAUUUCUUCUAAGAAAGUACUGGAGAAUGGUAAGUUUAAGCUCAGCGGCGAUAUACCAAAGUGCAAACAUAACGAAGAGUGUGUAUUAAAGACCGCAAUGACCAGUGAGAACAAAGGACGCAAGUUUUGGACAUGCUGUAAACCUCGAGGUGAGGUUAAGGAUCCAGAUGAUGAGUCCAAAUUCGACUGUGGGUUUUUCCAAUGGAAAUGAAAAAGAUGAACUCAUAGAUUCGUUUCAGAUGUACAACUGUUAUACUUGAUUGAUGCCAAUGUCCCUUCAAACCCCAAGAUAUCGAGAUUGGCAACAUAGGUUGUAAUUGAAGUUGAAAACACCUGUAUAUCCUCAUUUUGUAACCUAACCAUUGCCCUAUUGUCCAUUGUCUUUACAACCUCCACUGUUAUGGCAAGUCCAAACAGCCCAUGGUACUUUUGAAGAGCAGAUCUAAUAUAAGUCUGCCAUGUAACCUCAU